CGCGCCUGCCUCCUCCCGGCGCCGGCGCCGCUUUCUGGAAGGUUCGAGAAGACGGUGUACGCAGACCGUUACAACGCGGCGAGGAGAAUCUGUGUCCAUCCGUGCUUGCUGAGUCCACGCAGACUUAGUUGAACUUGCCAUGCCAGAGAAUUUGGCACCCCGGAGCGGGGCCCCCGCGGGUACUGCUGGCGGCCGCGGGAAAAGCGCUUAUCAGGACCGCGACAAGCCGGCCCAGAUCCGCUUCAGCAACAUUUCUGCAGCCAAAGCUGUUGCUGAUGCUAUUAGAACAAGCCUUGGACCAAAAGGAAUGGAUAAAAUGAUUCAAGAUGGAAAAGGUGAUGUGACCAUUACUAAUGAUGGUGCUACCAUCCUGAAACAAAUGCAAGUGUUACAUCCAGCAGCCAGAAUGCUGGUGGAACUGUCUAAGGCUCAGGAUAUAGAAGCAGGAGACGGCACCACGUCAGUGGUCAUCAUUGCUGGCUCUCUGUUAGAUUCCUGUACCAAGCUUCUUCAGAAAGGGAUUCAUCCAACCAUCAUUUCUGAGUCAUUCCAGAAGGCUUUGGAAAAGGGUCUUGAAAUCUUGACUGGUAUGUCUCGGCCGGUGGAACUGAGUGACAGAGAAACUUUGUUAAAUAGUGCAACCACUUCAUUGAACUCUAAGGUGGUCUCCCAGUAUUCAAGUCUACUUUCUCCAAUGAGUGUAAAUGCGGUAAUGAGAGUGAUUGACCCUGCCACGGCUACUAGUGUAGAUCUUAGAGAUAUUAAAAUAGUUAAGAAGCUUGGUGGGACAAUUGAUGACUGUGAGUUGGUGGAAGGGCUAGUUCUUACCCAAAAAGUGGCAAAUUCCGGCUUAACCAGAGUUGAAAAGGCUAAGAUUGGGCUCAUUCAGUUUUGUUUGUCUGCUCCCAAAACAGACAUGGAUAAUCAAAUAGUAGUUUCUGACUAUGCCCAGAUGGACCGAGUACUGCGAGAAGAGAGAGCCUAUAUUUUAAAUUUGGUGAAGCAAAUUAAAAAAACGGGGUGUAACGUCCUUCUCAUACAGAAGUCUAUCCUAAGAGAUGCUCUUAGUGAUCUUGCAUUACAUUUUCUGAACAAGAUGAAGAUCAUGGUGGUUAAGGAUAUUGAAAGAGAAGACAUUGAAUUUAUUUGUAAGACAAUUGGAACCAAGCCAGUUGCUCAUAUUGACCAGUUCACCACUGACAUGCUGGGUUCUGCUGAGUUAGCUGAAGAGGUCAAUUUAAAUGGUUCUGGCAAACUGCUCAAGAUCACAGGCUGUGCAAGCACUGGAAAAACAGUUACAAUUGUUGUUCGUGGCUCUAACAAACUGGUGAUUGAAGAAGCUGAACGUUCCAUUCACGAUGCCCUGUGUGUUAUUCGCUGCUUAGUGAAGAAGAGAGCUCUUAUUGCAGGAGGUGGCGCUCCAGAAAUAGAGUUGGCCCUGAGAUUGACUGAGUACUCAAGAACACUGAGUGGCAUGGAAUCCUACUGUGUCCGUGCUUUCGCAGAUGCUAUGGAGGUAAUUCCUUCUACACUAGCUGAGAACGCCGGCCUGAGUCCCAUUUCCACAGUAACAGAACUGAGAAACCGGCAUGCCCACGGAGAGAAAACUGCAGGCAUUAAUGUCCGAAAGGGUGGUAUCUCCAACAUUUUGGAGGAGAUGGUUGUCCAGCCUUUGUUGGUGUCAGUCAGUGCGCUGACCCUAGCAACUGAAACGGUCCGGAGCAUUUUGAAAAUUGAUGAUGUGGUAAACACUCGAUAAUCUGAAUACAGUGGCUGACUGGCAGCAUUAUAUUACCAGUACUGCAAUUCAAGUGGAAGAAGAUCUUGGUAUUCCUAGUUGUUCAAAGGGUUGUUUGUGCUCUGAAUUCCUGGACUUGGUCUUCUGGUUGGCGUUUGCUUGAAAUUGUGUUGGAACAACUCAAUAUUAAAUACCUGAUUUCAAAAGAU
Chinchilla lanigera (long-tailed chinchilla) is the source of this 1947-nucleotide messenger RNA. It is a transcript of the gene Cct4, whose product is annotated as chaperonin containing TCP1, subunit 4 (delta). Gene Ontology annotation, molecular function: ATP binding; ATP-dependent protein folding chaperone; ATP hydrolysis activity. The transcript is spliced from 14 exons. The record is from RefSeq and is a predicted model, not a curated record. Gene Ontology annotation, cellular component: chaperonin-containing T-complex. The coding region runs from base 140 to 1759 and encodes 539 amino acids. Lineage: Eukaryota; Metazoa; Chordata; Mammalia; Rodentia; Chinchillidae. Gene Ontology annotation, biological process: protein folding.